Molecule: messenger RNA, 2204 nt
Organism: Podarcis raffonei (Aeolian wall lizard)
Lineage: Eukaryota; Metazoa; Chordata; Lepidosauria; Squamata; Lacertidae
Product: zinc finger protein 883-like
Exons: 4
Coding region: 184-2196 (670 amino acids)
Biological process (GO): regulation of cytokine production; regulation of immune system process; negative regulation of transcription by RNA polymerase II
Source: RefSeq, a predicted model, not a curated record
AAAGCAGUGAGGUCACUUUCCUGCCCCACCUUCUCCCCUUCCUGGUACGAAGCUUCCCUUUUGCACCGCCAGCCCUCCCUCCCCCUUCCCAUCAUUUCCUUCUGCUGGGGACGGCAGGAGCCCUGAACGUGGACGGUUUGCAAAGGCAGUGGAAGCAACAGGUGCCGCGUGCCAGGAGUCAAAAUGGAGGAGUGGGCCUCGCCAGGACCCAAGGGCAUGCCAGGGAAAGAACUUCGCAUUGUCCAAGUUGGGACGAGCGCGGAAUCGAUUCCACCUCGGGUUAAGGAAGAACCAGAGGAUCGGGUGCAGGAGUUCUGGGAAGCCAGGAAGCAGGAAUUCCUGAAGACGGCCGCACCGUCCUCGUAUCCCGGGUGGGGAGAUGCACAAUUGCUUCGGCCCCCGACGGAGGAGAGCUCUGCAGGGACAAAGGCCUCCUUCGAAGGGGCGUCAGACACAAAGCAGUGGUCCAGAGAAGAGAGUGCGGAUCUGGCCCUGCUAGGCCUGAGCGGCAAGGAGGUCCACGAGGCUCAGGAAAACGCAGACGCCUCUGUGGGAGUGAAGGAGGAGAUCCCGGACACAGACGCCCUCAACAUGGAGAUGCGCUGCCAGCGCUUCCGGCAUUUCGGUUACCGGGAGGCCGAGGGUCCCCGCAAGGUCUUCUGCCAGCUCUGGGAGCUCUGCCGCCAGUGGCUGAAGCCGGAGAGACACACCAAGGAGCAGAUCCUGGAGCUGGUGAUCCUGGAGCAGUUCCUGAUGAUCCUGCCCCUGGAGAUGCAGUGCUGGGUUCGAGAGAGGGGGCCGGAGACCGGCAACCAGGCUGUGGCCCUGGCAGAGGAUUUCCUGUGGAGGCCGCAAAGGAUGGAGCAGAAGACAGUGGAGGAUUUGGACAGUUCUGCUGCCGGUUCCCCCAAGUCGGAGCUGGAUCCGUCGGACAUUGUGAAGAUUGAGCUGCCCAUGGAUGGUGAUGGAGUCAGUGACCAGCAGCAAUAUAUCCUUGGGGGAGCGGCCGGCUUGGAGGAGGGGAUGUACGGCCACGUGAGGAAGAAGGUGGUCUUGGGCCCCCGUCCGAAGACCCCGAAGGCACCGCCCAAGGAGAAGCCCCACAAGUGCCAGUACUGCGGGAAGAUCUCCGACUGCCGCGCCCACCUGAUCAUCCACGAGCGGACGCACACGGGCGAGAAGCCGCACAAGUGCUCGGCCUGCGGCAAGUGCUUCACGCGGAAGGAGUCUCUCAUCAUCCACGAGCGCUUCCACACGGGCGAGAAGCCGUACAAGUGCUCGGCCUGCGGCAAGACCUUCAGCGACAAGAUCGGGCGGCUGAUCCACGAGCGGACCCACACGGGCGAGCGGCCCUACAAGUGCCCCGAGUGCGGGAAGAGCUUCGGCACGCGCUGCAACCUCCUGCGCCACCGGAGGGUGCACACGGGGGAGAAGCCAUACCGGUGCGCCGAGUGCGGCCAGAGCUUCCGCUACCGGCCGCAGCUAGUGAUCCACGAGGGCAGCCACAAGGGGGAGAAGCCCUACAAGUGCCCCGAGUGCGGGGAGAGCUUCAGCCAGACGCGGCACCUGGUCAUCCACAAGUGGACCCACACGGGGGAGAGGCCCCACAAGUGCGCCGUCUGCGACAAGAACUUCAACCAGAAAUCGGACCUGGUCACGCACACCCGGACCCACACGGGCGAGAAGCCGUACGCCUGCUCCGAGUGCGGGAAGAGCUUCAUCUCCAGCUGCCAGCUGAGGAAGCACGAGCGGAUCCACACGGGCGAGAAGCCCUACCAGUGCACCGAGUGCGGGAAGCGCUUCACCUACAGCUCGCACCUGACGACGCACAAGCGCACCCACACUGGGGAGAAGCCCUACCAGUGCGCCGACUGCGGCAAGUGCUUCAUCUCCAGCUCGCACUUCACCGCCCACAAGCGCACCCACACGGGUGAGAAGCCCUUCCGCUGCGCGCACUGCGGGAACGGCUACAUCCAGAGGUCGCAGCUGGCCAAGCACGAGAGGUCCCACACGGGUGAGAAGCCCUACGCCUGCUCCGAGUGUGGGCAGAACUUCCGCUGGAGCCAAGGCCUCAAGAAACACAUGCGGACGCACACAGGAGAGAAGCCCUACCAGUGCCCCAGGUGCGAGAAAACCUUCUCCAGCUCCUCCAACCUCUCCCGGCACCAGAAGAUCCAUGCCAGGGAGAAGCCGUAGUGGUGGGA